This is a messenger RNA of Diuraphis noxia (Russian wheat aphid), 906 nucleotides long. Its product is annotated as maltase 2-like. NCBI's taxonomy places the organism in Eukaryota, Metazoa, Arthropoda, Insecta, Hemiptera, Aphididae. The record is from RefSeq and is a predicted model, not a curated record. Gene Ontology annotation, biological process: carbohydrate metabolic process.
CCCACGAGUCCUAACAGUAUGACGUACCUUUGCUUCAUUGUCGUUUUCAUAACAAUCGCGUUCAGUGCAAAUGCUGAACCUGCAAAAUUGGAUUGGUGGCAGACUGCUGUCAUUUAUCAAGUGUACCCAAGAUCGUUUAAAGACAGCAACGGUGACGGCAUUGGAGACCUCAAAGGUAUAGAAGAAAUGGCUGAACAUUUUCAAGAAACAGGUAUUGGAGCCAUUUGGUUGUCACCAAUAUUCAAAUCUCCGCUAGCUGAUUUUGGUUACGACAUUUCCGAUUUUGUAAGCAUCGAUAGCACCUACGGAACAAUGGAAGACUUUUUAUCACUUCAGAGAAAACUUAAAUCACUCGGAGUUCGUAUUCUAUUGGAUUUUGUGCCCAAUCAUUCAAGUGAUGAACAUGAGUGGUUUCAAAAAUCAGUCAAAAAAAUCGAUCCCUACACCGAAUACUAUGUGUGGCUAGACGGAAAAGUAGACGAAAACGGUACCAGAGCACCUCCAAAUAAUUGGCGAAACAAUUUUGACGGAAGUGCUUGGGAAUGGUCUGCUGAAAGGGGACAAUACUAUUUGCAUCAGUUUACGAUCAAACAACCGGAUUUAAAUUACAACUCUCCAGCUCUAUUAGAAGAAAUGAAGAACGUACUACGAUUUUGGCUGGAUAUUGGAAUUGAUGGAUUCCGAAUAGACGCUUUGCCAUACAUUAUAGAAGACAUCAGUUUUAAAGAUGAAUCAGUGAUCCAUCCGAAUAUCGUCGACGACAAUUAUACAUAUGUAUUUCUCAAGCACAAUUUAUCUAGGGAUCAACCAGGCACGUAUAAAAUUGUCGAGGAAUUUAGAGCCGUUUUGGACGAUUACACUAAUCGGGACGGAAACACAAGGUACUAAAACAAAAAAGAUAUGAUU